This is a messenger RNA of Guillardia theta CCMP2712, 3564 nucleotides long. RefSeq lists its product as hypothetical. Lineage: Eukaryota; Cryptophyceae; Pyrenomonadales; Geminigeraceae. The record is from RefSeq and is a predicted model, not a curated record. The coding region runs from base 1 to 3564 and encodes 1187 amino acids. The transcript is spliced from 3 exons.
AUGACUAGCCCUCCGUCUGACCGCUGGCAGCGAUCGCCGCUGAGCGACUCUCCCCUCUCCUCCCCCCGCGAGGAUGAAACCACAGGUAACCUGAGAAAGGAAAGGAUCAAGUACAGGAGGUCUAAACCUCCGAGGAACCAUGCGCUGAGGAAAGAUGGUGAAGGAGAGGACGGAGCUGAAGCGCAGAGACCAGGAGCUGAGGAUCCCAGAGCAAGAGAGUCGCUGCAGGAGGCGCAGCCAGUCCCCGAGCACGAGUCUCCUGCUCCCCGCAGCAGCACUGGAGUCCUGGCGCUCAACCUGACUGCCAUCCGACCUGAGCAUCGAGCCGUCACUCUCAACAGCCGCGAGUCCCUCGGGAGCCCUCGGGAGCCGCAGCAGGAGGGGCAACCGCGUCCUCCUAAGACUCCCCGCACUGAGCAUACGAGCAGCAGGCAGGAGCGGGAGGGCGAAGGCACAGGACCCGGGGAGAGCAGGAGCGUCGACACGCCCCGCUCGGGGAUCUCCUUCGAAGCUGGAUGGAACCUGGAGAAGUGGAAGGCGGAGGCGCUUUGGCUGCGGGAGCAGGUGGAAAUGCUGGAGGAGAAAGCAAGGGGGGAGGGAGGAGAAGCGAGCGAGCGGGAGGAAAUGCAGAAGCUUCGGCGCGAACUUGCGGAAAGCCAGCAGAAGAUGGCGGAGGCAAGCAAGAGGAUCUUGAGCUACGAGCGACAGGCAGCGUCUUGGCAGGCAGAGAAAGUCACGCUGCAGCAGGAUGUGGUCGGGUGGAAGCAGGCGAUCAGCAGCCUGAACAUGGAGGCGAAGGCAGAGAUCCUCUCGCUGCAGGAGAAGAUCGCGAGGGAGAAGGUCGAGAACGCGCGGCUGACGCGAGAGCUCCGAGCGAUGCAGGCCAACGGCAACAGCCGAGCUGGCGACAAACAGGUACCCAACAGCGCGAAGAGAGUAGCCAAGGACGAGGACGAGGACGAGGACGAGGAGGUUGGUCAGCUGACCCGCUCCCUUGCAAACGUCCUGAAGCUGCCGGUGGUGACGAAAGUUGUUAAGGGUCUGAAGGGCAGGAAGCAGGAGGAGGAAGAUGAGGAGGGGGAGGAGGAAGGACGGCAGGGGAGGAAAAGCCCCAUGAGCGAACUGAGGAGGACGGUAUCCGAAGUCUCCUCGGCGAUGCUUCAGGUUUCCGCCGCGUCGGAGAGAAGUGACUCUCUGCAGCAGAAGGUCUUGAAGUCAGUGGAUGAGCUGGAGGAGAAACUCGCCCUCUCCGAGUCUCAUUGCUCCCAGCUGCAGUCCCAGCUGCAGGCCACACUGACAACCCUCGAGAGCUCACGGUCGUACGAGGGGGUGAUGGAGAGGAAGCUGCUGGAGGAGGAGCGGGAGAAGGAGAGGAUGAAGGAGGCGAUGGCGGCGCUAGAGGAGGAGGUGAAAGAGUCGAAGAGAAUCUUUGAGCAAGUGAGCGCAGAGCACGGGACGAGCAUCAGGCUGCUGGAGGAGAAGCAGAAGGAGGAGCUGAGGGCGGCGAUCGAGAAGGAGAGGAGAGCAUGCGAGCUGGCGAUCAGUUCAUUGCGAGCCGAGCACGGCAAGGCGCUGAUGAUGGCGACCUACAGCCUGCAGGAGAAGGACGCGCUUCUGCGAGGGAGGGAGGAGGAGAUGGCGAGAUCGCACCAUGAGGAGAUCCAGAGCCUGAAGAGGACGGAGGAGGAGGAGAGGAGGAGGAUGGAGAAGGAGCAUAAGGCUGAGCUUGAGGAGAGGGAGGAGCGCGUGCGGGAGCUGCUCCUGCUGCACCAGGAGGAGCUUACGAGGGUGCAGGCAGAACACGACGAGCGUACAGAGGCUCUUCAACGGAGGCUCCGAGCAUCCGCCGAGCACUCGCAGAGAGUGGACGCAGAUCUCAGCAGGUCUGAAGCUGAGAGGAAAGAGCUUGGCGACGCGCUGAUGAGCUCCAGCUCGGCACUGCGGGCCCUGGCUGACGAGUCGGAGAGGAGGAAGGAGUUGGAGGCGGAGCUGGAGGAGAGCAGGAGGAUGUGCGAGGAGUGGAAGAGACUGCUGGAGGAGAAGUCGGCAGUGUGCGAGCAGGUCAGUCAGAUGGAGGAGAAGGCUACGCAGAGCCUCGGGAUCCUCCGCUCUCAGUGGGACGAGAGUGCGAGGAGGAGGGAGGAGGAGGCUGAGAAGGUGGAGGAGCUGGAGCAGGAGGCGGCCUCCAUGGCGCUGCUUCUGACAUCGCUGAAGUCUCAUGUCGACUCGCUGGUUCUGAAGGCGCAGGAGGAGAAGAAGUCGUGGGGGAGAGAGAGGAGGAGCGCGGAGGAGGAGAGGAUGGAGAGGGAGGAGGAGACGAGAGUGCUGGAAGGGAGGCUAAGGGAAGCCAGGCGUCACGGACAGGAGGCGGAGGAGCGGGUCAAGGAGCUCAAGGAGGAAAAGGAGGAGCUGAAGCUGCGCUUGACCGAGAAGGAGAGCAGGAUUCGCUCGCUGCAGCAAGUGAUCCUGAGCCACGAGCAGCAGCAUGAAGAGAGAGUGCGGGAGCUGCAGACGACCAGGAGGGAACUCAACGAGUCACAUGAUGGGCUGAGGGGUGCGGAGAUGGCGAACAAGAUCCUGCAAGGAGCUGCAGACGCGCUCCAGCAGAAGCUGCGGGUGGUGGAGGAGCGGCAGUGGGAGGAAGGGAGGAGGAGCGUGGAGGCGGCCAGGGAGCUAGCGGGAGUGAACGCCUCCCUGGCACGAGCUUGCUCCAUGCUUGCUAUGAGUGAGGAGAUGAUGAGGCGGCUGUGCGGGGGGAUGGAGGAGCUUUCGUCUCGGCACAUCUUCUUCAUGCAGGAAGCAGCCGCGCGGCAUAUCGCACUGAGGGAAGAGGUCAAGAGGGAGGAGGAGGAGAGGCAGAGGAGCCGUCGGCGGGAGGAGGAGCUCGCGGAGAAGCUGCGGAUAGAGGAGGAGAGGACGAGGGCAACACAGGACAAACUACGGAGGCUACAGAAGGAAGCGGAGGGAAGGGAGAGGGAAUGGAUGACAGAGCUGCAUGCCAUGAGGGAAGAGAUCGCAAGCAAGGAGGAAGAGCUGCGGGCGAUGGAGGAGGAGGUGGUUGAACUCAAGGCCGGAAAGCUGGAAGGAGAGCGAGAGAGGAUGACGUUGCGCAAGCUCUUACAGGAGUACGCGGCAGGACGGGAGGAGCUCGAGGAGGAGGUGGAGAGGAAGAAAGCGCACGCGGAGGUGCUCCUACACCUGAGCAGGAGGAACCAGCCAAGCACGAGCGGCGGGAGGAUGGAAAGAAGCAUCGGCAGGGCGCUGGUGCAGGCGGGGAAGGAGAAGGAGAAGUUGGACCCCUCUCGCAGCUCUCGCUCCAGCCUCUCCACCCCCGAGACGAGGAGGAGCUUGACGGCCGAGUCCCCGUUCGGGAGGAGGGGGCAGGAGCAGCGAGGGGAGAGGAAGAGGGAGCAUGGAGAACUACACAGGAGGAGCACCGAGGGCGCGAAGAGGAGGGAGGAGGGAGGAGAGGAGAAGAGCGAGAGGAGGGUAGAGCUCGAGACGCUCCUCAACUUCGCCAGAGGCGUCGAGGCCCUGCAGCACCUUGCGAACUUGAAGGAAUGA